Messenger RNA from Hyposmocoma kahamanoa, 1437 nucleotides. It is a transcript of the gene Phax, whose product is annotated as phosphorylated adapter RNA export protein. Gene Ontology annotation, biological process: snRNA export from nucleus. The transcript has 6 exons. The coding region runs from base 117 to 1334 and encodes 405 amino acids. The record is from RefSeq and is a predicted model, not a curated record. Lineage: Eukaryota; Metazoa; Arthropoda; Insecta; Lepidoptera; Cosmopterigidae. Gene Ontology annotation, cellular component: nucleus.
AUCCGACUAGACGACUAUAGCCAGCUAGCAGAAAGUGAUUAAGGCGGAAUUCUUUGCGUUGGGUCAAAAAUCUUUCAUGUGCUUUAUUCGUUUCUCAUUACUUACCAUCUGCAAGCAUGAUGUCGACUACAGAAGGAGAGCUGGAUGUCGAAGUGUGCCUUGAACGGGAAGAAGGGGAGUUGGAGGAUUCUGAUGUCGAAGAGGGUACAUACAUUCCCUUGGAGCGGCCAGAAGCUUUUAACCCUCCUUCUUUGGUGCACAUGCACAUACAAGACGAGCAGAGCGACGACGGGUCUCUGCCGGAAUCUUCAGGGUCGGAGUCUGAUGAGGAGCCUCGAAGACGAGCUAAGAGGACCAAAAUCAGGCCGCGCCGAUCGCAACCGCCGUCUCAGCCAGACAAGAAAGAAAAAUACAAUAUUUGGUGCAAGUCCUUGCAGGAGGAUCUUUUAACUGAAGACAUGAUAAGCUGUGACGUAUCAAAAAAGAGUAGAUAUGGCGUUGAAUCUUAUGAUUAUACAAUUAAGUACCGAUUAGAUGAUGCUGCUGUGUCUAAGAAAGUGUUUACAAACAAUUAUAAUUGCAAUGAUAAUGACCGAGUGUCAAACAAAAGGAGCCGAGCUGACCGAGCAAAUGGUAAACUAAGGCUUAUAAAAUUAAAACAUGAUGAUGAGCGUGAGGAAAUACGAAUUGCCAAACAUUUGCCAGAUUUAGCAGUUGCUCCUGAGGACCCAAUUGAGAGUAUUGCUUUAGAUAUAGCUGAUAAGCUGUCGGAAGAUAAAAAGGAUUUAGUUGGGAGAAUUGUGCAAGGAUUAGGUGCAAAUAAAGCAAUAGAAAUAUACAAAGAAACACAAAGGAUAGAAGCAGAUGGUGGAAUGUUAAUUAUGAAUGGCACACGAAGAAGGACCCCUGGAGGAGUUUAUUUCUUUCUCCUAAAACGUGAUGACGAAAUCUCGCAAGCGAUGAUCAACCAAAUUUUCACGGAAGAUCGAAAGGAACAGGCACGCAAGAUCAAACGUCUGCGCACUAAAAGCCGCCAGCAAGUCGUGGAGCAGCUAAAGCAGAGUCUCACAGAUUCAGAAUUACCCUCACUUCUGUCACGCGGUGAAGCCACCGUACAAACGGAACACGGUUCCAAUCCACCACCGUCACCUGCGACAGACGCGCGCGAGUGUUCAAGCGAUACUGACGCCCAAUCGCACACUGAUGCUCAUCCGCACUCCCCGCGCUCCCGCUCACUGCUUCCCGACCGAACGGACGAUCCUCGCGGUCUACAAAACUACGAUGACGAUGAUUUUCUGGAAGUCAUGUGUAAUGAAGAUAUGGAUCUCUUCUGAACUGUGAUGUGACGUGGAAUGGUGCUUAGUGAGUAUCUGUGUGUGAAAAUGUCCUAGAACUGUACCUGUGUUGCGAAAAUGUUCAACUUCUGUCAAGAUGGAG